This is a messenger RNA of Daldinia vernicosa, 627 nucleotides long. Its product is annotated as DASH complex subunit Dam1-domain-containing protein. The coding region runs from base 1 to 627 and encodes 208 amino acids. The transcript has 3 exons. The record is from RefSeq and is a predicted model, not a curated record. Gene Ontology annotation, biological process: mitotic sister chromatid biorientation. Lineage: Eukaryota; Fungi; Ascomycota; Sordariomycetes; Xylariales; Hypoxylaceae. Gene Ontology annotation, cellular component: mitotic spindle pole body; mitotic spindle polar microtubule; DASH complex.
AUGUCGGCAAACGAAGGUCACGAUAGCGUGCGACGACCGCGCUCCACGUCGCGUUCGCGUCCCACGACUCCUCUCCGCCCCUCCUCCCGUUCCUCGUUCCGCGAGUCCGCUCAGCGCAGCGUCCAAGGCGGAGAGCCCUUCCCGCUGAACGCCUUCGAACCCGCAUUCGCCGAGUUUUCUGACGCUAUGGCCGACCUAGAGGCGAACAUGAUGCACUUCCAGCUGAUGCACGAAAGCCUCUCCCGUUUCAGCGAGAGCUUCGCGAGCUUCAUGUACGGACUGAACAUGAAUGCUUUCUGCGUCGACUUUGCCGAGGGCCCGAUCCCCGAGUCAUUCCGCAGAGCGAAGCUUAGAGAGGAGCAAUCACCGGCACCAGUCCGAUCUCGAAGCACAGAGCGAGGAGGCGAAUUUGAGGGGGAGACGACAUUCAUGACUACGGACACCUCCUUCGUAGAGAACCCACCGACGGUCUCCAAGCCGACUCCUAAGAAGUUUGCGACGCCGGAUGCACGUCAAUCUCGCGUCCCCCCUCCCUCGAGAGGCGGCACCCAGUCUAGAGGUAGAGGUGGAACGGGACGAGGUCGCACAAGUGGUCUCGUUAGACCGAGAGCUCGUGGCUUGAAAUGA